Messenger RNA from Alosa sapidissima (American shad), 2447 nucleotides. It is a transcript of the gene adss2, whose product is annotated as adenylosuccinate synthase 2. The transcript has 13 exons. Bases 42 to 1418 code for a protein of 458 amino acids. The record is from RefSeq and is a predicted model, not a curated record. Gene Ontology annotation, molecular function: GTP binding; adenylosuccinate synthase activity. Gene Ontology annotation, biological process: IMP metabolic process; 'de novo' AMP biosynthetic process. Lineage: Eukaryota; Metazoa; Chordata; Actinopteri; Clupeiformes; Clupeidae. Gene Ontology annotation, cellular component: cytoplasm.
GUGCCUCUCUCUACGGAGCCCAGUUUGAAGCAGGAGUAGUCAUGUCAGCGAGCGGGUGUGAUCAGGGAGCUGGGGCACAGAAUGGAGGUGCCCACAGGAGCAAAGGAGUCCCCGCUCCGAGUGUUGGCAACAGAGUUACUGUGGUGCUCGGUGCUCAGUGGGGCGAUGAAGGAAAAGGAAAGGUGGUGGAUUUACUGGCUCAGGACGCGGACAUAGUCUGUAGAUGUCAGGGCGGGAACAACGCGGGGCACACAGUAGUGGUCGACUCGGUCGAGUACGACUUCCACCUCCUGCCCAGCGGAAUCAUCAACCCAAAGGUCACGGCCUUUAUCGGUAAUGGUGUCGUUAUUCACCUUCCAGGCCUCUUUGAAGAGGCUGCAAAGAAUGAACGCAAAGGAAAAGGUCUUGAGGGGUGGGAGAAGAGGCUGAUCAUCUCCGACAGAGCACACAUUGUGUUUGACUUCCACCAAGCAGUCGAUGGGGUUCAAGAGCAACAGAGGCAACAGCAAGCAGGAAAGAAUCUGGGGACAACGAAGAAGGGUAUCGGUCCAGUGUACUCGGCCAAAGCUGCACGCAGUGGGCUCAGGAUAUGCGACCUGCUGUCUGACUUCCAAGACUUCUCCGAGAGGUAUAAGGUCCUGGCGCAGCAGUACAAGUCGAUGUACCCAACGCUGGAGAUCGACAUUGACGGGGAGCUUGAGAAGCUCAAGACUUAUGUGGAGCGGUUGAAGCCUAUGGUGAGAGACGGGGUGUACUUCAUGCACGAGGCUCUUCACGGCCCCCCAAAAAAGAUCCUCGUAGAAGGGGCCAAUGCAGCCUUACUGGACAUUGACUUCGGUACGUAUCCUUUCGUGACCUCGUCCAACUGCACGGUGGGCGGCGUGUGCACGGGGCUGGGCAUGCCCCCGCAGAACGUUGGCGAGGUGUACGGCGUGGUCAAGGCCUACACCACCCGCGUGGGCAUCGGAGCUUUCCCCUCAGAACAGAGCAACGAAAUCGGCGAGCUGCUCCAAACGAGAGGCGGGGAGGUGGGCGUGACCACUGGCCGGAAGCGCAGAUGUGGUUGGCUGGACCUGGUGCUCAUCAAAUACGCCCACAUGAUCAACGGUUUCACGGCUCUAGCCCUCACCAAGCUUGACAUUCUGGACGUGCUGGCUGAGAUUAAAGUGGGCGUAGCCUAUAAAGUGGAUGGAGAAGACAUCCCUCACUUCCCAGCCAAUCAGGAGGUGCUUCACAGGGUUGAGGUCCAGUAUGAGACUCUGCCCGGCUGGAACAGCGACACGUCCGCGGUGCGGACCUUCGAGGAACUCCCGGAGAACGCCCAGAAGUAUGUCCGCUACGUGGAGGAGCAUCUAGGCGUGCCUGUGAAGUGGAUCGGUGUGGGCAAGGCCAGGGAGUCCAUGAUCCAACUGUUCUAAGUUUCCCCUCGUCUCAAGCCCCCCCCCCCCCCCCCCCCCCUCUCUCUCUCUCUCUCUCUCUCUCUCUCUCUCUCUCUCUCUCUCUCUCUCUCUCUCUCUCUCUCUCUCCCGUCGCCCCGGCCUCGACCUCACACAGAAACCCACACCCAGGGUGAUGGGGUAGGAGGUGUGUGUGUGUGUGAGACAUCUGUGUGGCCCAACUGAGUGCAGAGGCAUCACCUCCUCAUCUUCACCCUCCUCUUCCUCGUUGGAAAACAGUGAACCUACACAUAUGGACAUGUGGACGCAGAUGGAGGGAGACUGAUGGACGCUUUUUUGACUCUGUUUUUGUUUUGUUUUUUGGGAGGGGGGGACAGUCCUCUCUUCAUGCCAAUGAAUGUUUGCCCAGUUUGCUCUAGAAACUCUCUCUCUCUCUCUCUCUCUCUCUCUCUCUCUCUCUCUGUCUCUCUCUCUCUCUCCCCCCUCUACCCCUCUGUCUCUCUCUCUCUCUCUCUCUCUCUCUGUGUGUCUCUCUCUCUACCCCUCUCUCUCUCUCUCUCUUUCUCUCUUUCUCUCUCAAUGGUCAAUGUUGUUGUUUUUGUUGUUUGUUUGUUUGUUUGUUUGUUUUCUCAUCUACUCUGGUUACCCCCACACCCUUCUUAUGGACAUGACAAAUCUUGGUUUCACUGGAGGUUGUUUUAAAAUUGCAGAUAAGUUUGUAAACGUCUCUUCUUAAUGUGUAUUUGAGCUCUGGCCGAGGUGGGCAAUGGGUUCUGACCAGUUCUGCCCCGUAGAGUGCCAAAAUCUCCAGUGAGCAGCCCGUGCUAGGCAUUUGCAUACCCAGAAAAUUCAUUCAUUAAAUCAUUAAUUCUAGAACACAUUUCUAGAACACAUUCUGGAACACAUUCUAUAGGACCUUAGUUCCCUCCUCCUUACUAAUAUUAUUCAAUGCCAUUGUGCCACUAAAACAUUAUCAUGGACAUGUAGACCAGUCUAUGGGACUAUAGGAUAACUGCACCGGCAUGGUUGAUUUUGCAUGUACGAGUAAAA